AAGUGGAUCUAUGGGCGGUAAUCCCAUAAAACAGGUAUGUUGAGAGUGGAUCUAUGGGCGGUAAUCCAAUAAAACAGGUAUGUUGAGAGUGGAUCUAUUGGGGUAAUACAAUAAAACAGGUAUGUUGAGAGUGGAUCUACAAGUAUGGGGGUAAUCCAAUAAAACAGGUAUGUUGAGAGUGGAUCUAUGGGUGGUAAUCCCAUAAAACAGGUAUGUUGAGAGUGGAUCUAUGGGUGAUAAUCCAAUAAAACAGGUAUGUUUAGAGUGGAUCUAUGGGCGGAAAUCCAAUAUAACAGGUAUGUUGAGAGUAGAUCUAUGGGCGGUAAUCCAAUAAAACAGGUAUGUUGAGAGUGGAUAUAUGGGUGGUAAUUCAAUAAAACAGGUAUGUUUAGAGUGGAUCUAUGGGCAGUAAUCCAAUAAAACAGGUAUGUUGAGAGUGGAUCUAUGGGUGGUAAUCCCAUAAAACAGGUGAAAACUGCCCUUCGUGGGCUCCUGUCUCAGACUAUACCCUGCAGUGACAUUAAGACAGAUGUUAUUUCCUACAACAGUGAAGUUUCUUUGUUGGAACUCAAUACAGAAAAUUACCAGGAGAAAAUUGAUGGACUCAAGGCAUCAUCAAUGACAAAUUUUAUCAUCGUAUUUGACAAGCUUGAUAUACUGCUAACAAAAUAUGAGCAUUCCUAUGACAGAGCAGUAGUGGUUUUUAUGACUGAUGGCCAGGAUACAGCUAACACUAAUGAAAUGGUCAAUAAAAGAAGUGUCAGCUGGAAAAAAAGAAUAAAUUUAUUUAGCCUACCUGUCACUGUUCAUACUGUAGGCUUCUCGAAAGAUCACAACUUUAAGUUUUUGAAAGAUUUGACAGAGGCUGGUGAGGGAACAGGGAUGUUUAGGUACUGUGAGCAGAGUGAGGGUCCAGACACAUUGACAAAGAAAUUACAGGAACUCUUUGAUUUUAUUGUGCAAGGGUCUGGUCAGCAUGUAGAUGUUCAUCUUUCAAUAAAUGAAGAUAACAAAAUAGAUGAUAAUGGCAGAAAAGUACAAUCUUGUGUUGUCAAGGCACCUGUUACUAAGGAUUUAGAUUCAGAUGAACCUGUGGUAACAGCAACAACAUGGAUACUAAAUCAGACACCAUCUGUUUGUCCAACUAUCAAAGUUCACAUCAGUCAUAAACUAAAAGUGAAUUCUACUCUGGAUGAACUGACAUUUGCUUGUGAAGUAUGUAACAGUUCUCUGGACGUUUUGACUUCUGUGAAAGAUAAAUGUAUGUGGAGUAUUAGGAUUUUGUCUAGAAGUACAGAUACAAUGGCAACAAAACUGUCAGAAAUUAUAACCAGCGAAGGAGAUGCUUCUGUGAUAGAAAAAAGACUAACAAAGUUACAAGAAAGGUUAUCACGAAUACCACUGUACGGGAAAGAUAUCAACAAAAGUCUAAGAGAAGAGAUAUAUAAAAUGAUGUCAGAUAUUCAGGGAAAAAUAAACAAAAUGUUUACAUUGAUAGCAGAGUUUGCUAGAAAGGAAACCCAAUCAGUUGGGAUGUUGGCAAGAGCACAUGAUAUGAGGUACCAAGCUCAAUUUUCCAAGUCAAGAAGACAUAGGUUAAUGGAUCGUAGAGCCACAAAGAAUUUGUCAUCUGCCAAAACAGCACAAGAAGAGCUAACAGCACUACAGAUAGAUGUAGAGGAUUUAAAAAGCAUCCACCAGGAAACAUGUGACUUUUUCUUUUGUGUACUGUCUCAGAACUCUAUAAAGGAUGUAUUAAUAGACAGUGAUCCAGAUGAUUUGAUAGGCUUUGGUUUGACUGUCAAAAGAACUGAAGUCAUCUUAGAUGAACCUUCACUAAUUUGGAUACACAAUAUCAGUGGUACCGUUGUUAGUAAGACUGCUAUGAUGGAUGCCCUGGAAUUUAAGUUAAAAGUAGAUGGGCAGUUACAAGCCCAUGGAGGUUUCAACUUUGACCUAGGAGUUACAACAGUAGGACUUGGUAGAGAGUCAAUCAAUGCUUGGUUACCUUUGUAUGUAAAUCAGACACAUUGGCAGAAAGUAAAGAUACUGCUAAAACCAGUACUUGGAUUUUUAUGUACAUUAGAUCCUUUAGGAUAUGAUUACAAACAGAUAGAUGUGAUGUUCAUGACACUUGGUAGCAUGGUCAGUCAACUGUCAGAUGUACAAGAACAUCAGCUUAAGAUGAUCUUUAUCUACCAAAGAACCUGUCAAGCGUGCCUGGUGGACUUUGAUUUGGUUGAACAAGUGACCACUGUAAUGACUAACUUUAUAGCAUCACCUGCAGGGAGAACUAAAGAUGUAAUACCAAAUCUACUGACAUUGAUUGGUUAUCUAUUAUCUCUACCAAAAGAUAGACUCAAGUUCAUCCUCCAGAUGGAUGGAAAGCCUGUGCAGUAUAAUAUGGACAGAUUUUGGCUAGCAUUUACAACAGAAUUGUUAAGAAGAGCUGGAGGCAACGUGUUCAAAGACUCAAAAACUAAUGUUGUUUACAGUUAUAUUGAUUCAUUGGUUAAUGGAUUUUCUGAUGACAAAACAUGCUGUGAUGAACCAGAAUCUUCUUUCAAACAAAUUUUUAAAAAAAAAUUCGACCAGAAGGAAGAAAUAGUUCCUACAGAAUUUGACAUAAAGAGUGGCCUCCCUUUACAACCACCUGCUCCAAUACAUUCAGUAAAAUAUGACAAGGCGAUGGAUAUAUGGGCCCAGUCUAAAUGUGGUUUAAUUCGGAAUAAGAACCAGGCAGAAAAAGUGAGCCAAGCAACUAAACUAGUAAAUGAAUGGAUAAAAGAAGGGCAAAAACUAACGGCAGAACAAACUGACUCUAUUAGAUUAGAAGAAGAUAAAGCUGAGUCAGAUAAUAUUACAGUUUCCAUUCUGAGACUGCUUGUUCAGGUAUAUGGAAAGUUAGGCAAUGCAGCAUACCCCAGAUUAUCUUGCAUUCCAGGAUGUAUGGGCUUUGUAAGUUACUGGCUUGGAGACCGGGACAUCAUUGAAAUAGACCAGAAUGGCGGACUACCUCCAGUAGCUUGGUUAGAAGGUGCUAAGCAAUCUGUAUCAGAAAUGUACCAAUGUAUUGAAGAGGACAACCUUGAAGAUGUUUUCGUGGUUGAUGAAAUUUCUCAAGAUACAGUCCUUACAGCAGCUGCUGGUACAGACAUUGUUGAAAAUGUACAGAGAAAUGCUGUAGACAGUGUACUGACAGGAAAAGAUAACUCUAAUGAUAGUGAUGAUGAUGAUGAUGACGAUUUUGAGUAUGGUGUACCUGAUUAUGAUGAUAAUGAUGUAGACUAUGUCAGUUCAUCUGAAAUAGCCAAAAAGAAAAACAGGAAUAUAAAUAUAACAUCAGUCCUUAAACUCCUGGAUAGGGAUGUAGACAUUAUUGAAAUGUCAAGAAUCUUAGUCUGUCAGAUCCUACAGUAUCAUAGCAACAGUAAAGCAAGAACAGCCAUACAAAAUGGUGACUUUGUGGAUCUAAGUGUCACAGAUGGUAAGGUUCUUAAUGAAGAAGUCCUUAAACUGAGAAAUCAUCUACAAAGUAUGAAAAUGAAUGCCAUUAAGGAUUUUAUGGCAGAAAUGAUAUGGAAGAGGGCAAAUCAUUGUAUGUUGAUGACUGAUUCAAUCUGGGCUUUUCUAGGUUAUUUAAUGAACACAUAUGAAGAUAGAAAUGAAGGUGUCAGUUGGAUGUUAGCAGCCAUGACAGAUGAAUCAGCUGAGUCCAUACCACUUCUGGCUGAAAAAGUCAAAAUAAUCUUCCUCGGCAAAUACCAGGAUCAUGAUGUCCUAGCUAAAGGCAAUGUUUACAUACCUGAAGGAAAGACUGCAAAGAAAUUUUCAAAAGUUCUUGGAGAAGAGGCUUGGACUGAUAUAGAAAUUAGCCUGAGAUCCCAAGUGACAUUACAUGUGUACAGAGCAUCAGAUAUACCAAACAGACACAGCCACUGUAAUUCUAAUCCUUAUAUACCUAACUCACUAAGACUCAAACUUGGUAUGCCAUUAAUCAAAACUAAAGAUGGUGGAAGCAGAACUAAAAGAAUCAGAAGUGGAAAAACUUGAAAUUAUUACAAAGAAAAAACUUGAUAACAACUUGUAGAGAACUGUAAAUUCCAGACAGAUGCUAUUCAAAUUAGACUUUUAAAUAUCGUCUACAUCAGGGUAUUGCAAAAAUCUUUUGUAAUUACUUAGAAGUUCCUAAACUGAGUUAUGCCAACAUGGAAUAAUUGGUGAUAAUAAACAUGUUGACAUUUUUUUUGUUAAUUAUGCAGAACCUUGAAUAUUUUUCUAUUCAUGGUAUUUGUCUCGCCUGUGACGAAAGUUGCAGUAUGCGAGACAUAGGUAUUACUAUCCGGUGGUGGCGAUGGCGUAAACUAUUUGUUUAAAGCUUUAUAUUUCAGAAGGUAGAAGACCUGGAUGCUUCAUAUCUUGUAUGCAGAUACCUUAUGUUAAGAAGUUUCCGUCAAUCAUAUGUCCUAUGUCCUUGACCUCAUUGUCAUGGUUCAGCGACUGCUUGGAAAAAAAAUUGAGUAAUAGGAUAAUUAUAUUUGGUAUAUGGGUUCCUUGCAACGUGUACAUGUCCGUCAGACAGAGUUCACCUGACCAUUUAGGGGACCUCAUAAAGUUCCUCAACAUUGUUGGUGUUAUUUAUCCUACACAAUGUUGUAGAUCAUUACUAAUGGUGGGGGUUCUCAAGUCCAUUAAGGGAACCUCAUAACGUUCCUCAACAUUGUUGGUGUUAUUUAUCCUACACAAUGUUGUAGAUCAUUACUAAUGGUGGGGGUUCUCAAGUCCAUUUAGGGAACCUCAUAACGUUCCUCAACAUUGUUGGUUUUAUACAUCCUACAGAAUGUUGUACAUCAUUACUAUUGGUGGCAGUUCUCAAGUCCAUUUAGGGAACCUCAUAACUUUCCUCAACAUUGUUGGUUUUAUACAUUCUACAGAAUGUUGUACAUCAUUACUUUUGGUGGCAGUUCUCAAGUCCAUUUAGGGCACCCCAUAAGGUACUUCAACGUUAAUGAAGGACUACAUAGUAUUAUUUAUUUUCUUAUUAUUUCUCUUUAUUGGACUAGACUCAUCAUCCCUUCUCUCUGGAUACUAGUAUAAUUUGCGGUUUUGUCCAAUAUUAAUGGAUGAAAGUCUUUUAAUAAAGAAUUGCACACAUGAGAAAAUGAUUUUCACUGCAAAUGACAAAAUAUUGCAUGUGUGUUGAACUUUUUAUAUUUUAACCCUCCCUUAAUGUAUUUUCCAUGACCAGGUAUUUGUUCACCAUGCAGUAUAGAUAUUCAGAAUAAGUUUCUGUAUAUUUUGUUUCCUUCACUUAAAAUGCACUUUUUGCAUCUGGACAAAUAGAUAUUUUUUAACGUUAGAAAAAUUUUUGCAAUCAAGUUUUUAGCUUUCGUAUUCACUGUUUGUAUGUAGGUGACUUAUUAUGCUUUUUGACCAACAGAAAUAUUGAUAAAUCCAAGCUGAUAUUGUGCCCCAUAAAUGAUAGAUUUUGUAAUAUACAGUGAAAAUAAUUUUCUCUUGUAUGCAAUACUUUUAGCAAUUAUUUUAUUAUUUAAUUAGAAAAUAGUGUGAUUUUAAAUAAAAAAUGUAUAUUUGCAGGAUA
Messenger RNA from Mytilus californianus (California mussel), 5602 nucleotides. RefSeq lists its product as uncharacterized. Lineage: Eukaryota; Metazoa; Mollusca; Bivalvia; Mytilida; Mytilidae. The transcript is spliced from 23 exons. The coding region runs from base 445 to 4053 and encodes 1202 amino acids. The record is from RefSeq and is a predicted model, not a curated record.